This is a messenger RNA of Papaver somniferum (opium poppy), 1680 nucleotides long. RefSeq names its product AAA-ATPase ASD, mitochondrial-like. The coding region runs from base 1 to 1680 and encodes 559 amino acids. The transcript has a single exon. Lineage: Eukaryota; Viridiplantae; Streptophyta; Magnoliopsida; Ranunculales; Papaveraceae. Gene Ontology annotation, molecular function: ATP hydrolysis activity; ATP binding. The record is from RefSeq and is a predicted model, not a curated record.
AUGGUAGAAAUGUGGACAGGAGUAGGUCCUUUUGGAUCAACUUUAGCUAGUAUUAUGUUCAUCUACACAGUGAUCGAACGAUACUUUCCUAAUCGUCUUCGUGGCUACAUCCUAACAUAUGUGAAUCGAAUUCUAGCUUUUACUAGAAACGUUCAAAUAACAGUUCAUGAGUACACAGGAGACCUCCAGAGAAAUUUAGCAUAUUCAGCAAUUGAAGCAUAUAUAAGCUCCAAGUCUCCGAAAGAUUUUAAGCGACUUACUGCGCAAGUAGGAAGGAACAGUAAGAAGCUUGUACUCACCAUGGAUGAUAACGAGAGUAUGUAUGAUGAGUUCAGAGGAGCUAAGUUAUGUUGGUAUGCAAGCAAAACCAUCAGUGAAAACAAAUCGAGCUACUACAAUUCAAAGGAAGUGAAACGAGCUUUAACGCUCGUAUUUCAUCAGCGCUAUCGCGACAUGGUUACUGAGGUUUAUCUGAAUCAUAUCUUGGAGAAAGGCAUGACAAUUUUGACAAGAAACCGGCAAAGAAAGCUAUACACUAAUUGCAGGUAUGGUUAUUGGAGCCAUGUGGUUUUAGAUCACCCUGCAACUUUCGACAAUAUAGCAAUGGAUCCAUUGAAGAAGAAGGAGCUUAUUGAUGAUCUUAUUGCAUUCAGUAAAGGGAAACAUUACUAUGCGAAAGUGGGUAAGGCGUGGAAGCGCGGGUAUCUUCUAUAUGGCCCUCCUGGGACUGGAAAGUCUACAAUGAUUGCUGCCAUGGCAAAUUUCAUGAACUAUGACAUUUAUGAUCUUGAGCUAACAGCAGUGCAGAGGAAUAGCGAACUGCGAAAGCUUCUGCUGGAAACUUCCAAUAAGUCUGUCAUUGUCAUUGAAGACAUUGAUUGUUCUCUUGGCCUUACAAGAAAACGGGAGACCGCAAAGGACGUCAAAGAGGAGGAGAAAGGCAAAAAAGAUGUGAAGGAUCAAAUUACUGAACAGAACCCUGACAACAAGGUAGUAACUCUCUCUGGACUUCUUAAUUUUAUUGAUGGAUUAUGGUCUACUUGCGGUAGAGAACGACUUAUCGUGUUCACAACCAACUACAAAGAGAAACUAGACCCAGCUCUCAUCCGCAGAGGUAGGAUGGAUAAGCAUAUUGAAUUGUCAUACUGCUGCUUUGAAGGGUUUAAGAUACUGGCCAGGAACUACUUGAACCUUGAUUCCCACCCUCUGUUCGAAAAAUUAUGUCCCUUGUUCAGUGAAACCGAAAUAACUCCCGCUGAUGUUGCUGAGAUUUUAAUGCCCAAAACCAACGAAGAAGAUGAUGCUGAAAUUUGCUUGGAGGAACUGAUUCAGGCUCUUGAGAAACGAAAGGCAGAUGCGAGAUUGAAAGCUGAGGAAGACGCGAAAGAGAAAUUACUGACCAAGGAAGGUGAAGCUAAACAGAGUGAAUCAUCGGAUAGUGUAGGAACCAACUUCGAGCUCGUGUCAACUCCGUCAAAAGACAAGGGAUCUGGAACUAAAAUGGUGAAGCAGAAAGCUGUGGUUCUUCAACUAAGGAUGGAACAAAUGAAGAGGACAAAUCGAACCGAUCCAAAGGCAUGGGAUCAGAAAACUAAGAUCAGUAUCAGUCAGAAUAAAAUUGAUGCAAUUGUGGUAGUUCUGGUUUUAAGAGUGUUCUAUUUUACAAGUUUUUAUUUCUGA